UGCUGGUGCAUCGCUACCUUUGAAGAACAGAAAGGAAAUGUUAAUUAGGUUAUGAGUGGAAUUCCAGAGUUGAUAAUAACUCAAUUAAAAUAAUACAGAUUACCAAUAAUAAUCGGUACGAGAUAAAAUAAAUAGGGAAAGUAAAUAUGUCACGAACUAAGUCCGACAAAAAUGGAAACACUACCUCAAAAUCUGAAGCCAGCGUUUGGACACGAGCUAUUACUGCAAAUUCCGAGUGGCCUGACAAGGAAGAGUUUCUCGAUGUCAUUUAUUGGUCGCGACAAGCAAUUGGCAUUAUAGUCGGAGUUGGAUGGGGAUUGAUUCCUUUAAAAGGAUUUAUAGCCCUAUUAUUGUUUUUCUUAGUUAAUGCUGGCGUAUUGUACGUCUACUUUAGUAAUUUUCAACAAGUCGAUGAAGAGGAAUACGGCGGUGCUUGGGAACUAACCAAAGAAGGAUUUAUGACAUCAUUUGCUGGCUUUUUGGUAACUUGGAUAAUAAUAUAUUCAGGACUCCACUUUGACUGACGUUAUUUGGUACAAAAAACUGCUGCUCAAGAACCUGCCAAACAAACAGUGAGACAUCAUAUAGUGUAAUAAUAAUCUGUACAAUGAAUAGAAAGGAAAGAACAGAUUCGUUAAAUUUAAACUAUUUGCUAUUUAUUAUUAUGAAAACGCUAAUAAUGGAGAUAGUAGUAAAGCAUUUUUUAAUAAACUCUCAGGUAAUUAAUUGAGAAAAUAAAUGAAGAAACGAAUAGGUGAGCCAUAAGUGAAUGAUGUAUAAGUAAUUGAUUAAGUACGUAAGGCAGUAUAAAUGUUAAAAACAACGGAACCCUUGUACAGCAAUAUUUCACGUAUUAUUAAUACGUGAAUACCUCAUCAUAAACACAUUUCACACAGUUUAUCAGAA
Athalia rosae (coleseed sawfly) is the source of this 906-nucleotide messenger RNA. RefSeq names its product respirasome Complex Assembly Factor 1. The coding region runs from base 147 to 524 and encodes 125 amino acids. The transcript is spliced from 4 exons. The record is from RefSeq and is a predicted model, not a curated record. Gene Ontology annotation, biological process: mitochondrial respirasome assembly. NCBI's taxonomy places the organism in Eukaryota, Metazoa, Arthropoda, Insecta, Hymenoptera, Athaliidae.